This is a messenger RNA of Colletotrichum chrysophilum, 354 nucleotides long. RefSeq lists its product as uncharacterized. Bases 1 to 354 code for a protein of 117 amino acids. The transcript has a single exon. NCBI's taxonomy places the organism in Eukaryota, Fungi, Ascomycota, Sordariomycetes, Glomerellales, Glomerellaceae. The record is from RefSeq and is a predicted model, not a curated record.
AUGUUAGUCAAAACCCUUCUCAUCUCGGCCGCUGUCAUCGCAGUUGCAUCUCCUGUCGCCGACGUUUCGGGUGAUUCCCUGGUCACACCCGUAUCCGAGAUGCAUGGCGGUCUUCAGUUUCUUGAGGCACGCAAGGUCUGCGCUGCUGGCUACCUCGCUUGUCACUACAGAUACGGCUUCGGGGACCCGGACCAGGCCGAGUACACUUGCAUGUCUCCUACUUGCGCCUUUCUUCGGGACUGCAACUGCCCCCAUACCGCCUCCUUCAACCAGAAGCCUGCGUUCCUCUUCACCAAAGGCUGUCGCUCCAAGGCUGCGGCUCGCAACCACCCCAAGUGCUUUGUCGUAAGCUAG